CACACAUGUCGAUAAGCGUUCCAAAAACGUCAACCCUUUCUUCCCCGUAUCGAAUCAAGACAAACCCCCAAAAAAUGAAAAUAAAAAGCAAACUUUAGCUCCAAAUACCCAAGUAGCUAGCUAGCCAACAUAAAACCCACCAUUUUCUGACCCAGCAUCCUGAAAAUCUCACUUCCUCCGAAUCAAGUCUUACGUUUUCUUCUUCUUCUUUGUAAGUGUUGAUUAUUAUAGCAGAGCAAAUAGGAGUAAGAUGUCUGUUUUGGCAGCCAAUUCUCACGUUCUGUGUAGCAGACAAGUCCGUCACAGUCACAGAGACCAACAGCCACAGUUCUGGAGCAAUGGCGGCGGUUUGCUGUUGUUGCCAAAAGCUUCUGGAUUAGGGUUUAUGGACAGAAACAGAGAUGGCAACAAAACGUUGAAGAGGGACUUGAAAGUUGAGGCCUUUUGGGAUACGGAUACCUCGAGUCCCACGGUUGUGGAGUUGGAAGCAAUCAAUGACUGUCAUCAGCUUGAUCAGAUUCUUAGCCAUGCACAGGAGAGCUCUCUGCCAGUUGUCAUUGAUUGGAUGGCAUCUUGGUGCCGCAAAUGCAUCUAUUUGAAGCCUAAAUUGGAGAAAUUCGCUGCUGAAUAUGACACCAAGAUCAAAUUCUACUAUGUUGAUGUCAACAAAGUACCUCAAGCUCUAGUAAAGCGUGGAAAUAUCUCUAAAAUGCCUACAAUUCAGGUAUGGAAAGAUGGAGAGUACAAAGCAGAAGUGAUUGGGGGACAUAAAGCAUGGCUUGUGCUUGAAGAAAUGUUUGUAAGGAUGAAUUCCAGUUUUGAGCUCAAUUUUUCGUUCCUUGGUGCCUUUGAAGGAACGAAUAAUAUUGCAUUCAAGUCCGUCGUUUUUUCAUGAAAACCACACAAGGUGGAUGGGUGAUGGAAAAGAGCAAGGUGAGGUGGACGGUUUAUAAAGUGGAAUAUAUAUAUAUUGUGUGUGUAUAUAUAUAUCUUAUAUAAAUUAUAAAUUAUUGUUUUCGA
Malus domestica (apple) is the source of this 1020-nucleotide messenger RNA. The record is from RefSeq and is a predicted model, not a curated record. NCBI's taxonomy places the organism in Eukaryota, Viridiplantae, Streptophyta, Magnoliopsida, Rosales, Rosaceae.